UGACGUCACAAGCCCCGCGCCGCCUCGAGUCUGCGACGCGGGCGGAAGGUCAUCCCUGUAACCGGCUCAGCGCUUGGAGCAGCUGUCGCCAUGUUGUCGGUCGCCGCCCGCUCGGGCCCGUUCGCGCCCGUCCUCUCGGCCACGUCCCGCGGGGUGGUGGGCGCGCUGCGGCCCUUGGUACAGGCCUCGCUGCCCGCCACCCCGGAGCCGCUGGUGCUGGACGUGAAGCGACCUUUCCUGUGCCGGGAGUCACUGAGUGGCCAGGCCGUGGGACGGCCUCUGGUCGCCUCCGUGAGCCUCAAUGUCCCUGCAUCUGUUCGUUACUCCCAUACAGAUGUCAGAGUGCCCGACUUCUCCGACUAUCGUCGCACUGAAGUUUUAGAUAGCACAAAGUCUUCAAAAGAGAGCAGUGAGGCUAGAAAAGGCUUCUCAUAUUUGGUAACUGCAGCAACUACUGUAGGCGUCGCGUAUGCUGCCAAGAAUGUCGUCACCCAGUUUGUUUCCAGCAUGAGUGCUUCUGCUGAUGUAUUGGCCAUGUCGAAAAUUGAAAUCAAGUUGUCCGAUAUUCCAGAAGGCAAGAACAUAACUUUCAAGUGGAGAGGCAAACCCCUGUUUGUGCGUCACAGAACCCAGAAGGAAAUUGAGCAAGAAGCUGCAGUUGAAGUGUCCCAGUUGAGGGACCCACAGCAUGAUUUAGAUCGAGUAAAGAAACCUGAAUGGGUUAUCCUGAUAGGUGUUUGCACUCACCUUGGUUGUGUACCCAUUGCAAAUGCAGGAGAUUUUGGUGGUUAUUACUGCCCUUGCCAUGGGUCACAUUAUGAUGCCUCUGGCAGGAUUAGAAAGGGGCCUGCGCCUCUCAACCUUGAAGUUCCCACGUAUGAGUUCACCAGUGAUGAUUUAGUGAUCGUUGGUUAGAGACUUGGAUUCAAGUCCUAGGCUUCUUUUAGUCUUCCUGUCUCCUCAGAAGACUUAAGAGCAAGCUGUCUGUACUUCAAGUUGGUUAAUUUGAAAUACUUAAAAAUUGUUAAUAAUGUAUUUGGAAACAUUAAUGUGAAGUGAAUUGAAUUUAAUGUUGACUACUUUCAAGUAUUCACUUAAAGCCAUUGCUAAACAUUGUUAAACUCAGUCAUAGACUUGAAAGUUACAAUGUCUUUGAUAACUUAAUACUAAUUAAAAAUUACAGACUGGUGUAAGAGAUAUUUGUGAAAUCUAUAAUUGACUUUCUCAUUUACUUUUUUGUCCAAAUAUUUGUUUCCUGCUAUACGUCAUGGCAUAGAUUCUACAGAGGUUCUUGUUAGGUAAAAUUAGCUGGUCAUCUCCAGUGUGUGCUUCUCCUUUUUUUUCCGCAGGUCUCAGUAAGUGUCCUGUGUUCUCCUGAACUAUAAUCUGUGUGAUAAUGAAAUCUAUGAGAAAGAGGUGUUAACACCUCUGAGGGUUUUCCUCCAGGUGUGGUUAGCUAUUUUUCUUUUUUGUUUUUUGCCUGUGUGAAAGGCUAUGAAGUUUUUUUGUCCCCUUUGAGAGUUAGUUAGUAUAGUACUUAGAUAAUAUUUGAGAGAAGCUUUCCAAAAUGAGAGUGCUUUUCUGUUACUUCCUUCAUUUGGCUUGGAGGGUAUUCAUGUCCCCAAUACUCCUAUGUCUACCAUAUCAAGAGGCAGAAAGGAGCAUCUGAGACUUAAUACUAUCUUUUUGUGACAAAUGACCAUGCUGGUUUUGUCUCUGGUGAUUACAUUUUGAGGGGUUUCUUCCAGUUAGGUUUGUAGCACUCGUUACUUCACUGUGAGUAGGUAGGAUUGGGCCCAAGGAGAGCAUAUGAGCAUUAACAUCUUAUUCCUUCUGCCUCCUGUCCCGAUCUGGCCUCAGACAGUUAACACAGGUGAGACAGGACUGAGGUGUGAUCCUCCCCCUGGAACAAGGAUUGGGCUUUGCCUUUCGUUAAACAUCACAGCUACUUUUUGAUAGGUUUGUCUGGCUUGGGCUGUUGGGAGGUUGGUCAGUAUUGUAUGCACUGUAUAGAAUCUACCUUGUGAUCACAUACGCACUUGUAAAAUAGCAAAUGAGAUUAAGUGGUGAGGGCUGCCCAGAGGGAGCUUACUGUCAAGGAUUCCAUUAUUUAAUGUUAGUGGCUGGGUGCUUGUAUAAAAAAAAAUACUAAAGUUUCUGUUAACCAUUCUAGAAUUGAUGGGAUAUGAAAGUACUAUUUUUAUAUUCUGAGACUCCACUUAAUGGGUUUUGUUCUGGUAUUGGGUGAUGGCAGAGCAGGGAUGUAAAAUGUUUAGUUGUGAGAGAGACAACCAUACACUAAAAAUUGAGUUGCCAAAAAUGUCAGCAGCGCUCCUUCCUUGCAGAGUAAUGCUGAUAACCAUCCCAGGCUCCUGCCUCUAAUCUUCAUGUGAUACCUGGAAGUAAUCUCAAUAUUUUCAUUUUGAAGUGCCAAACAUUACUGUAUUAGAAUCUACAUGGUGAUUGAAGUUUAAAGUGGAAAGUUCACAGGCCUCUUAAAUGUUGCAUCACAGGUACUUUGAGCUGAAAUUGCGUCUUGUGGGCUGUGUAUGUCUAAUGAUGUUUUGAGGUUUAUGAUGGCGUACAGUUAAAUCCUAGUAAUACUUAGUUUUAAAUGAAGGCUUUGUUCCACAAAUGGCAAGACAAUUCACAUCACUUGAUAUUUUCCUAAGGGGAUAAAACAGACGGAUGUUAGCUUUUUUGCUUAUAGAACCAAAACUCUAAAUAUUAGGGAGAAAUGACUUGAAAUAGAUGAAAUCUAACCAGUUGGCAUCCUGACCAUUAAGAGGUACACCUUUUUGCUGGGAGUCAUUUUUGGGGCAGUAUUGAGUCCCAACCCUUUUUAUUAUGCUUUUAGAAACUAUGUUCCGUAAAAUGUACUUUUGUAAAUUUUGUAUUUAAUAGACAUAAAUAUCUUUGCAACAUCUUUGACUCCAUCUGAAAGUAUAAAGGGAACUUGUCGGUGUUUAUGACUUGGGAUCAAAAUGCUUUUAGCAAACACACACCCAUUUUUCUAAACAGUGAGAAUAUGCAUCUGAUAAUUAGAAGUCAUUCUCCAUUUUCCUAGUACUAAAUCUCACUUUCUGUAUUUUCAUGUAUUUGAAUUUUGUUGCAUUUUAUGCAUUAGCCCCAAAUAAAAGUCCGUAUUUUUUAGGAUGAAAAAUAUCUUUGCCAUCUGCUUUACAUUCACAUUUUAUUAUUACUUAUUUGAUAAUGACUCCCCUAUACCACUUCCCAGAGUUUCAUAUUUAUAUUCAACUGUACACUGUAGAUGUCUAUUUGUAGAUGUCCUAUAAAUACUUUAAGGAAAAGGAAUUCUCUGCCGUAAACCAGUUUCUUCAUCACGAGUGGUGGCCUCUUUUUCCAUUACCUCCUCUCCCUGAGCCCAAAUCAUUCCCUAAAUCCAGCUAAUUUUAGUCACCUCAGUGUAACAGGUCUUUUUACUGUCUCUGUUGUCUGUAUGAUUAAUAAAGGCUAACUUUGCAUAGUGAAA
Molecule: messenger RNA, 3493 nt
Organism: Chinchilla lanigera (long-tailed chinchilla)
Lineage: Eukaryota; Metazoa; Chordata; Mammalia; Rodentia; Chinchillidae
Product: cytochrome b-c1 complex subunit Rieske, mitochondrial
Exons: 2
Coding region: 91-915 (274 amino acids)
Biological process (GO): mitochondrial electron transport, ubiquinol to cytochrome c
Cellular component (GO): membrane
Molecular function (GO): 2 iron, 2 sulfur cluster binding; quinol-cytochrome-c reductase activity
Source: RefSeq, a predicted model, not a curated record